Ochotona princeps (American pika) is the source of this 2203-nucleotide messenger RNA. It is a transcript of the gene CDKN2C, whose product is annotated as cyclin dependent kinase inhibitor 2C. Gene Ontology annotation, molecular function: protein kinase binding; cyclin-dependent protein serine/threonine kinase inhibitor activity. Gene Ontology annotation, biological process: regulation of cyclin-dependent protein serine/threonine kinase activity; negative regulation of cell population proliferation. NCBI's taxonomy places the organism in Eukaryota, Metazoa, Chordata, Mammalia, Lagomorpha, Ochotonidae. Bases 679 to 1188 code for a protein of 169 amino acids. The record is from RefSeq and is a predicted model, not a curated record. Gene Ontology annotation, cellular component: nucleus. The transcript is spliced from 3 exons.
CCCUCCCACCCCAAAGAAAACUGGGAAAGAAAGGAAAGGACGACGGUGGCCGCCGCUCCUAGAGUGCCUGCCCUGGAGAGCCUGAAGCAGCUCGGUCGGAGGCGGGAAGUUCCCGGCCGGCUGCCCUGUGCCGCCGCGAUGCUGCCGUGAGCUGUCUCGGCGGCCGGAGCCCCCUAGGCGCCUCCCGCGAACUCUCUCCUCCCUCUGCAGGCUGCCAGCGGUCCCGGGACCCGGUGGAGGGCCGGCAUGACGGGCUGGCCAGGGACCUGCCGUGCGCUCGGCACCCUCCGGAGACGCGCGCCGAGCCCGGCUCCCACGGCCUCGGAGGCUCGGCGGGGCUGUGGCAGUCCGGCGGGCGGGCUUUGGAGCCUUCCAACGCAGCGUUAACCUCGCCGCACGGCCGGGAUCGCAGCUCCAGGCUGCUCUGGAGAAGCUGAGAACCCUAAGGAGUGCUCUUAACUCAAGGGCUACGGAACUGCUACUCCCGACCGCCUUGGGCGAUCAUCCGAACUCUCCGGAGCACGUCAGCAUCCAGUACCGCGGCGCUCUCCCCGCAGCACAGGACUGAGGACUGCCCCUUUGGCGAGACGGAUGGAAACCGAGCUCCUCCGAGGACCUGCCCCUCCAGUCCUGGUUCGCGCUGCUCCAGUCACCACCGUGAACAAGGGACCCUAAAGAAUGGCCGAGCCUUGGGGGAACGAGCUGGCGUCCGCAGCUGCCAGGGGGGACCUAGAGCAACUAACUAGUUUGUUGCAAAAUAAUGUAAACGUCAAUGCACGAAAUGGAUUCGGAAGGACCGCGCUGCAGGUUAUGAAACUUGGAAAUCCCGAGAUUGCCAGGAGACUACUACUUAGAGGGGCCAAUCCAGAUUUGAAAGACCAAACUGGUUUCGCUGUCAUUCAUGAUGCGGCCCGAGAAGGUUUCCUGGACACUUUACAGACUUUGCUGGAGUUUCAAGCUGAUGUUAACAUCGAGGAUAAUGAAGGGAACUUGCCAUUGCACUUGGCUGCCAAAGAAGGUCACUUUCCAGUGGUGGAGUUCCUGGUGAAGCACACGGCCAGCAACGUGGGGCAUCGGAACCAUGAGGGGGAUACUGCCUGCGACUUAGCCAGGCUUUAUGGCAAGAACGAGGUCGUUAGCUUGCUGGAGGCAAAUGGGGUGGGGGACCCGAAAAUGUGCAGUGAAUAAGGGGAGGGCUUUCAGAGGUUGCCUCUACUUUGUCAGUUAAUUUGGCUGACCAUGCUGUUUUAAUACCGUUUAUUAAAAUACGGUUUUGUCACAUUAUACGCAGCUAGUUAAAUAGUAAGAAACUGCCUAAGUGGUAAUCUUUAAGCAACACCCUUUUCACCUGCAAAAUCCUGAGAUCUAACAUGUAAUUGCAAAUAGCCUUGGCUUUCUUCUGAAUAUUUUAUCUUUCUUUUGCUUUCCCCCCCUUGCUCUACUCUUUGCCAAUCUCAAUACCCAACUUGGAGACUUUGUUUUUAAAAUGGCUUGUUCUGAUGCUUCUUUUAUCUAAUUAAAACACUUUUUCAGAACAGGAUAAUGUUUUACUGUGAUUUUCACUCCUCUGUACCCACGCAUAACUCACCAUUUGCAAAGGCACACUAUACUGAAAGAUGAUAUUUUAAGUCCUGACAUUAGAAAAAGUAGGCCAAUUGGAAAAUUAGAUACAUACUCUUUAUCAGUUACGCUUUUCUCCCUUUCUUCAACUUUUUCUCCCUUUCUCCAAAGAUUUUAUUUGGUGUUAUAAAGGAAAAUGCCACCUUGAAAGUUCUCAUUGGUUGACUUUUUAAAUCACAAAAUUAGACAAUUGGUUAAAUAAUACAUUCCCUCCCCCAACCCCAGUUGUACCAGCUAUAAAUGUACUUAGUGUAACCUUGGGCUUUUUUUUCCCUCCCUGAAUUUCAAAAAUGUAAAAUUGCAAAAUGUUUCAAAAUAAAGUAAAAUAUAAAUACUGAUUUUUAGAGGAUAAAUACUCAGCAAUAAAAAGGUAUAAAUUAUAUCUAACGUUCAUUACUGUUUUAGGGUCUACAGAAAAAUACAUUUGGAAACUUAAAUAAGUCACUCCUCUGUAUACUUGAUUUCCAGGAAACUUUUUGGUAAAAAUCUGUUUAGGUAAAAAUUAAAAAUGAUGAAAGAAAUACAAACAUCAAAUUCCUAAAGCAUUUUUCAAUAUCUACUUUUUACACUGUCAUUUUAAUUA